AGAAAUUCAUAAGAAAUUUUCUUUUAAAAUCUUAGGUUUGAAAAUGUAAUACAAGAUUCUUCUUAAGUAGUUAAAUCUGUAGUUAAAAAAUCACAGUUAUUUUUUAUAGUUAUUUUAAGAUCAAAUUUGGACGAAAUUACAUAUAUUAAAUAACCAAGAUUUUUAGUUUUUUAACAAAAUAAAUAUCCUAGGCUGACAAAUCGUCUCUACUCAGAGUCGUUUUUCGUAUACAAUGAAUAUCAUUGAAUUCAAAUGUAAUACAGUAUCCAGCUGUACAGCAGAACGACACCCACUUAUCCUCUUUUUUUUUGUUUAAUUUAGUAAAAAGAUUAUUUAUAUUUUAAUUUAAGUUAAAGAUUUAAAAGAAAAAAGAUGGAGAAAUGUCCGUGACUAUUAUAUGAAGUGGAACAAAGAGGAGAAUUCGACCCCAUCUGGUUCGGGUGCAUCAAAAAAGAAAAAGUACCAUUAUGCUGAUAUUUUAUCAUUUUUAAAACCAGUUGCUGAAAAAAGAAGUACAACUGGAAAUUUUGAAGAUAACCUCGACGAAAGUGUUCAAGUCGAACAAACUUUUGAAGAAAUUAGCCCGACUAGUGAAACUGAGCAGAAUGCAAUAGCCUCUACAUCCACUUCUCAAGUACACACAAAAAAAUUUAAAAAAACUGUAAAAGAAACCCCGAUUACUCCGUUCCAAAAUAAAUUAUUAACUUAUUUAGAGGAAAGAGAGUGCAAUGAUCCUGAUAAACAUUUUUUAUUGUCUUUAUUACCAGACUACAAAAACCUUAAUGAUUCCCAAAAAUUAGACUUUCGUAUUAAUGCCCUUAACUUUUUUAAAAAUGCAAAUCAAACCCAUAAUAUUAGUUCAUCUUCUUCGACGUAUCAACCGGCAAAUGUAUAUCAGAAUAAUAACUCAUAUCAGGAUUCCUCAUCUUUUUAUUUACCUCCGCAUAGACAACCUGAAAUCAACAAUCCAUAUUAUCCCAACGUUGUACCUCCAUAUCCUCAACCUGUAGUGUAUUCACCUACACCUCAACCUCAAUUCUCACAGUACCAACAAAAAAUUACAUCAAAUGCCUCAAAUGCCACAUUUUCACUAACCAAUAUAUCUUCAAAUUUCGCUCCUAAUACUUCCUCAAAUAAAUAAAUUAAAAAUAUGGUUUAUACAUUUCAGUUUUUUUAUUUUACUCUAAUAAAUAUAUUGUAUACUCCCAGGGUUUUAUUUUUUUUAUAUUAUUACAAAUAAAGGUAAAAUAAUUUGUUACAAUUAAAUUAUAUUGUUUUUAGUUUUCUCAAAUAAAUCACUACUUCUAUUUAUUUGCUGAUUGCUUAUAAAUUACCUAUUAUUAAUAUAUUCAAUAUGUAUAAUAUCAAAUAUGAGGUAAAUAUUAUUAUCUAUGGUAAUUAAAAAAUAAAUAAUUUCUUACCUUAUAGUAAUUGUAAGUCUUUGCUCAACGCAUAUUGGAUUCCUCAUAUUGGUAUGCUGCUUUGUUAAAUGAGGACGAAUUGUUUCCAACAACUCAUCAAAAGAAGUUAGCGACAUUCGGUAAUAUUCAAAAAACUU
Myzus persicae (green peach aphid) is the source of this 1558-nucleotide messenger RNA. RefSeq lists its product as uncharacterized. The coding region runs from base 398 to 1141 and encodes 247 amino acids. The transcript has 2 exons. The record is from RefSeq and is a predicted model, not a curated record. NCBI's taxonomy places the organism in Eukaryota, Metazoa, Arthropoda, Insecta, Hemiptera, Aphididae. Gene Ontology annotation, molecular function: DNA binding.